UUGGUCACCUGUGGUCAUGGACUUCUUUCCCGCAGGAGAUGAAACCGACACCAGUAAUGAUGACUGGGAUAUCGGCUCUUUUUCAGAUGAGAAACAUUCUUGCACGAAGGAUCUCGAUACUGUUGUACUGCGUGCAGAGGAUGAUGUAUCGGUGCUUCAAAGAGCCAUUAAUGAAGGAGACAUAGAUGCUGUGUAAAUGUGGAAAUAAGGCUUGGCUUUGAAUGGACCCCUCUAAUGCAUGCUGCCAAUAUGGCAAACUAUGAAUUGGCCAAAUUCCUACUGGACAGAGGGGCAAGUGCCAAUUUCAGCAAAGAUAAGUGGACUGUCCUCAUGGCCAGUUGCACCGCCUCUGCCAGUGAGGACAAAAUUGCCCAUUGUGUGGAGCUUCUGCUGUCCAGGAAUGCUGAUCCCAACAUGGUGGAUGGGUCUCAGAUGACAUGCUUGAUGUUGGCAGCCAGGGAGGGCCACAGCAAAAUCAUCAACCAGCUUGUGUCCCAUGGUGCACAAAUCGACUCCCAGGACAGCAAUGGAUACACUGCUUUGUCUAUAGCAGCCCAGUAUGGCAGAGAAGAAGCAGUGUUAAAGCUCCUUCAACUUGGAGCAGACAAAACCAUAAGGACAGAGACUGGCAAGAGCCCCGCUGAUCUGUCGGAAAUCUUCAGACACGCACAGAUAACCAGAAUCUUAACCACUUCAUCAAGCAUUUCUGCUGUUCAGGCCAUUAAUUCCAUGGAUGAGACACUGUCAAAGUUCUUUAAGACUAACUCAAAUUUUCCAUCUUCUGGGGAGAGUGCAACCAAGUUUGAUGAUCUUGAACUUCUCCUACAUGGCCUUGAUCUGGGUUAUCUCGUAGACAUCAUGACUGAAAAUGACAUCACCUGGAGCUACUUGUUAACCAUGGAGAAGGAGGACUUUGAGAGGAUUGGUGUCAAAAAUCCAGUGGACCAACAGAAGGUGUUGAGUGCAGUGAAGCAGAUACACCUGGAUAAAGUGGACCUUGACAUGAUCAGCCAAAUAGGAUCUGCUUGCACUGGGAAUGAGGAUUUACAAAGCUUUCUCAUAAGUGUGAAUCAACAAUGCUGCUACCUGAUAGAGAUGAUUCAGGAUGUCAUCAUUCGUUUUCCUCGCCAGUCCUCUCAGGUGGUUUUCUCACUGGACCCAAAUAAAGAGGCCCAGACUAUCUGCAACCAGCUGAUUGUCCAGACUAAAGACCUGCAGAAGGAAGUCAUCUGCCUCCGUAACCUCCUAAGCCAGACGGAUGAAUCUGAAGACUCCUUUCAGGUUCGUCAACCUAAUUCCCCCAAGAAGUGGUGGGGGUCCCUGACCAGAAUGACAGUGAGCACACUCGGAGCUGCUGUCCUUCUUCUUCUCUACAAAGUAGCUCGUGGCAAAGGUUACCUGCAGAUGUGUAGGAGAAUCUUCUAAUUGUGUUGCAGAAGGAGCUAAUGUUUUUUUGUUUUUAUUUAGUGACUGUAGGUUGCCUCUAGAUUUCAUUCUAAGAGUUUUGAUGUAUUAAGAAUAAUUAGAAAAAUUGUUUUAGUUUUGUGAUGUUUUGUUCCUUAAUUAGCUCUAAUUUAUCUUUUACCUUGAUAUAGGUUUUUGGAUGUUUUAAGUGUUAAAUGAUUAAAUAUUUUGUACUAUUUUGUUAUCGUCAUUUAUUGAAAUUUGGAUAUUUGAAUUGACUGCUUUGUUUUGUUCUUAUAUAUUACCAGUCUUAUGUCUGUGCACUAUGUGGCGAUGAUGCUGGCAAUGAGUUCAUCUUAGUUGGAAUACUAGCUGAAAGUAGAAAUGGAAAAGUUUUCUUUGUUGACAUAAAAAAAACACUGCUGAAGUGCUCAUUUCACAAUGUGACUUGCUUUUUUUUGCCUUCUUUACUUUAGCAGUAAAUUCAACCCACCACACACUCAUUUUUUUCAAAAUGUUUUUAUUCAACUAAAUGUAUCUGAAAGAGCUGACAUUUUUGUGGUACAUUGCUCACUUUGCAUACAAGUGUAGUAUGUUAGUGCUUUAAUAUUCUA
Menidia menidia (Atlantic silverside) is the source of this 2018-nucleotide messenger RNA. Lineage: Eukaryota; Metazoa; Chordata; Actinopteri; Atheriniformes; Atherinopsidae. The record is from the annotation of a GenBank genome assembly.